UUAUUUGCUGAUAUGAAUCCAAAACUGGAACCAUUAUACAAUGGGUGUUUACAGAACCGUGCCCAUUGGGAUGACCUGGAUAAAGAGACCAAGGAACAAGCCAAACCAAAAGAACAAAAGUUAGAAGAAAAAAAACCUAUUGAAAAAGAACCCAAGAAAGAUAAUGAACCAAAAAAAGAAAAUGAAACUAAGAAUGAAAAAGAAACUCAGAAAGAAACUAUUGUAAAUGAUGUAAAUAAAGCGAAUGUAAAUAAAACGAUGUUGACAACAAAUGGUACAAUAGAACAACCAUCUCGUACUAAGAAACCUGAAUUAGAUAAACAAGAAUCUAGUCAUCUUCCACCUUCGUCACCAUAUAAACAACAUAAUAAACAGAAGGGGAAACAGAAGAGUGGAUUUUGUAAUAUAACAUGA
Messenger RNA from Lottia gigantea (owl limpet), 414 nucleotides. RefSeq lists its product as hypothetical. Lineage: Eukaryota; Metazoa; Mollusca; Gastropoda; Lottiidae. The annotation marks the transcript as partial. The record is from RefSeq and is a predicted model, not a curated record. The transcript has 3 exons.